This is a messenger RNA of Vitrella brassicaformis, 2109 nucleotides long. NCBI's taxonomy places the organism in Eukaryota, Vitrellaceae. The record is from the annotation of a GenBank genome assembly.
AUGGCCAUUGCCGCGGAGGCUUUUCCCGACCUGAGUAGGGACAACACGCACCAGUGGGCUCUGAAGGCUGAUAGGCUGGAGAUGGAGCACCCUGAGGUGAGUGAAAGGGCGGGGAGGGCAGACAUGCCAAUGCAAGGCAGCUCACGCCUUGCGCACUUGCACCGCCACACCAAUGGAGCUUGGUGCGUGUGUUCCGGACCGGUGGCUUUGUGUGUGUGUUUCUCUGCAGGAGUUCGAGAGGUGGAGGGAUGGCCUGUCCAUGGACGAGUUGGAAACGGCGGCGCGGGGCAUGUGGGCGGUGAGUCUGCGACACACACGUUACCGUCCACGUACCACACCAUACAGCUCCGUCUGCACAAACACACAUGUGGGUCUCAUCUCUGUGCUGUGCUGUGUGCUGGGCAGAUGAUGGAGCAGCUCGAAGCCCGAGAGGCCAACGAGGCCGCCAGCACCACCGGCCAGGCCCCGCCAGUUCCGGCCAACCCACCCAUCACCUACUCCCCCACCCUACCCGCCUCACAGCACCACUACUACCACUACACGCGCCCCUUCCCUCCCGCCCCCCCGAAGCUCCAGUUCCAGCCGUUCAUGGCCACCCAGGUCGAGUUGACCGGCCUCGCUGGAGUGGAGGGGGAGGCGGAGGAGGGGUGGUACGAGGACGACGUCAACGGCAUGAUGCUGUGGGAGCGCGGGGAGGGCAACACCUGGUGGGUGAGGUCGGCGCGGCAGGACUGGUGGAUGAGAAUGGUGUGGGGGGUCUAUUCUAUCUGGUGGGGCGCCCCCGAGCGCUCCCACUGACUUUUUCUCUGAUGUGCGUCGGUCGCCCGUGUACAGUAGUGUUUUGUUUGGCGGCCGACACCUUUUCUUUUUCGACGCGUACUCUUUUUGGUGGUGUCCCUCUCUUUCUUUCUUCGAAUGAGACGUCUACCCCUGCCUGCCUGCCUGCGUUUCUGUCUGUCUGUCUGUCUGUCCUGUGGGGGUACCUUGCGAGGCAGGAGGGGGGCAAGGAGGACCACCUGCCACUGGCGUACCCCUUCACGUCGCCCGUGCUCGACGAGUGGAUCGAGGGCUACUUCGCCGCCAACAUCACAGAGGGGAGGAGCCCUCUGCUCGGGGGUCUGCCGCCUCGUCGACUGCCUCGGCUGGAGGAAGAGGAGCCCACAUCGUUUUCUGCGUCGGAUGGAAGGCUGCGGCUGAUCCGGGGGAGCUACUAUCUGCUGUGGGUGCGGCUGUGGGGGAUCGAUCGAGAGGGGGAGGGGGUGAAACUGUACGUGCCGCAGAACUAUCACUUUGACUACGACCUUACUGUGGGCCAUCCACUGGAGGUCUUGCUGCCGCUCCCAACAAGGCGUGGCUGUUGGUGCAUGCCUUCGGCAAUGAGGAGCUCUGUCGCCUCGUCGGCCUCCCGUCCACCAUACACAGCCUCGAUGACCAGCACUUGGAAGCCCACCGCCCGACGCCGUCGGGCGAUCGUGACCCCGACCACCAUCAACAGGAAUCGGCCGUCCGCCUCUGACGUGGACAUAGACCAUCUGAGAGAGUGGGGGUUCAACGUGGUGCGCCUCGGCCUUAUGUGGCCCAGCCGGGUUCAACAUACUUUGGGGUCAUUGAGAGCAUAGUGGACAGGCUGUCGAGCAGAGGUCAGUCAGUCAGCCACGAGUGACGCAAACCGCCACGCCUGUUGCCUGUCCAUUGGUUGGUUGAUUGGUUGCAGGCAUCUACACGAUCCUCGAUCUGCGCCAGGACCUGUUCAGCGAGCCCUUCUGCGGCGAGGGCAUUCCGUCCUUCUGGGUGGAGGAGUUCGACCCCCACGGCGUCUACACCAACAUGAACGACUUCCCCGCUCCCAUCCUGCCGCCAUGCCACCAGCGAGGAUUUCCCGUCCACCAGCGACUGCGACAACGCGUUCUUCGUCGAGUACUACCUCAGCCAGCAUGUCAGCAAGAGCUUCCAGGCCCUCUACGACGACGUGGCGGGGGCGCAGACGGCCCUGUCAACAUGUGGCGGUACGCGGCCGGCAGGUUCCAGGACAACCCUCAUGUGUUGGGGUAUGAGCUUAUGAACGAGCCGUGGACAGGCCCCACACUACUGAGCCGUGCAGGUCAGUGA